Molecule: messenger RNA, 656 nt
Organism: Phycodurus eques (leafy seadragon)
Lineage: Eukaryota; Metazoa; Chordata; Actinopteri; Syngnathiformes; Syngnathidae
Gene: pdrg1
Product: p53 and DNA-damage regulated 1
Exons: 5
Coding region: 43-438 (131 amino acids)
Source: RefSeq, a predicted model, not a curated record
UUCGUGCCUCGAGGGACGUGGAUAGCAAAUUGGGACACAGCCAUGGAUUCGGAAUCAAUCCGCGUUGUGGAGUUUAUGAGGGAGGUUGAGGAGGCAGCUGAAGAUGUCCUUACAACCAAACAACAGAUCGUUGACCUGGACGUAAAGAGAAACCGGAACAGAGAAGCACUCAAUGCGCUGAAGAAUGAUUUGGGUUCAGAAAAGGUGAAGGUUUGCUUUGGUCAUAUGUUCAUCAAACUCCCCAAGUCCAAGACGAGAGAAAUGAUUCAGAGAGACCAGCAUCAAUUGGACAGUGAGCUGAAUGACCUUCACAAACGGCUAAAAGCAAAUGUCAAUCGUCUAAAUGAGACGCAGGGAAAGCCUGAGCUGAGCAGCUACAACCUUUUGCCGCUGCCCACGAAUGAAAUGAAAGCUAUUAAGAGCAUCUUAAAACGCUGACAUCGGAUCUCAUCGAGCCCGUUACAACAUAUAGGUUGCAUGUGUGCAGAUGUAUGUGUUGUUGCCCUGGUUACUUCAGAUUGAAGAAAAGGGCUUUUCACUGCUUCCAGUAGAUUUGUUUAGUCUUGUUUGGUCUUACAACAUGGACGUUGUGGCUAAUAUUUUCCAUAUCGCUGUAAUAAACACGAGGAAACGGCAAAUGUCUUUUGUAAUUUCAU